AGCCCGGUAUCGGGACCUUCCCUUUUCCCGGGGAAACGCGGCUCCUCCUGGAAAUCCUCGGAGACAGGAACCGAGGUCGGGAACAUAGAGCAUUAUCCCCGUCCCUGGGACCUUGACUCUGUAUCUAACCCCGUGCUGUCUCUGUCCCUGGGAAUGUUUGAUGGGGGACAUUGUAGAGGGAGCUUUACUCUGUAUCUAACCCUGUGCUGUCUCUGUCCCUGGGAAUGUUUGAUGGGGGACAUUGUAGAGGGAGCUUUACUCUGUAUCUAACCCUGUGCUGUCCCUGUCCCUGCCCCUGCCCCUGCCCGUGGGAGUGUUUGAUGGGGACAGUGUAGAGGGAGCUUUACUCUGUAUCUAACCCUGUGCUGUCUCUGUCCCUGGGAAUGUAUGAUGGGGACAUUGUAGAGGGAGCUUUACUCUGUAUCUAACCCUGUGCUGUCUCUGUCCCUGGGAAUGUUUGAUGGGGGACAUUGUAGAGGGAGCUUUACUCUGUAUCUAACCCUGUGCUGUCCCUGUCCCUGCCCGUGGGAGUGUUUGAUGGGGACAUUGUAGAGGGAGCUUUACUCUGUAUCUAACCCUGUGCUGUCCCUGUCCCUGCCCGUGGGAGUGUUUGAUGGGGACAUUGUAGAGGGAGCUUUACUCUGUAUCUAACCCUGUGCUGUCCCUGUCCAUGCCCAUGGGAGUGUUUGAUGGGGACAUUGUAGAGGGAGCUUUACUCUGUAUCUAACCCUGUGCUGUCUCUGUCCCUGGGAAUAUUUGAUGGGGCACAUAGUAGAGGGAGCUUUACUCUGUAUCUAACCCUGUGCUGUCCCUGUCCCUGCCCGUGGGAGCUUCUGAUGGGGGACAGUGCAGAGGGAGCUUUACUCUGUAUCUCACCCUGUGCUGGGAGCGUGGGUGAGGGGGAUGGGGUUGGUAAAUCUCUGCUCUCCUUUAGGUUCUCUGUCUGUGCACAAGUUUCCCACUUUGCAACACUGAUGAGAUACUGAUGCCAUUGGCUCUGCGCAGGUGAAAUAUUUGUCAGCACGUCCAGGUUUCGGUGCUGUUUGAGGCUGAGGAAGUGUUUUGUUUUUUGUGAAGUUCUGAUUGGGUUUGAUGUUUGUGUAUUUGAAGGUGCGGUUCUGUGGAGAAGCGGGAGGCUGCAUCAUCAAUGCCCAGCAUCAGGUCAUGAGCAUGGACAGUCUGGUUUCCCGUGUGGAGAAGGAGCUGGUCAUUGACCACAGGCAGUUGGGCCCUGGUGAAGGGUGCUCGCUGGUGGCAUAUGUGCCCACCAAGUGGCUGAGCAGCCUGAAGGAUAGGAAGUUGCUGCCAAGUUGCUGUCCCAGGCCCGAAGGUCUCACUGAUGCUGAGGUGACAAGCUUCCUGCAGCGAUCAGUCAGCAAGCUUCCAGCUGGCUGGACACGAGUCUCCCUCCAGGUCCUGAGAAAGAGCCACCUGGCCUACCCUGUGAGCCCCGAUCUGAGCUGUGCGACCGGGGGAGCAGAGAGCAGAGCCAACAGCCUGGACCUGAACUCUGUGUCUGGCUUCAUGCAGCAUGUGGCUGAGCAGAAUUACCGAAACCUGUGGCGGAUGACCCAGGGCCGUUCGGUACAUUCUGCUGUACCCCAUCGGGAGAAACCUGCAGUGUGCUGCCUUGAGGUUUUGAAGGCGGCUCUCAGCCGACUCUAUGGCUGCAGCUUCAUCUGGAUUGGGGGAGACUCUUCGCGAGAGCCUGGCCCUUCUCCAGUCCCCAUCAGCCGGGAGACGCAGCCGAACUUGCUUCCUGCAGAGGCCCUGCUGGAGUCAGCCCAGCUCCUGUAUGUGAUCCAGCCCUUCUGUCAGUAUUCGCUCAGGGAUGUGGUGAUCUACAGCCCUGCCAAGCUGGCGAACAGCAAUGCCAAGGUGCUCUUCCUCCUGUACCAGGUUCUCCAAGCCAUGCAGGCUGCUCACCAGGCAGGGCUGGCCUGCGGCAGCCUGUCCCUGACUCACCUCAAGCUGGAUGAGAGACUCCAUGUCCAACUGCAGCUCAGCCUGUCUGACUACGAGAGGCCAGAGGCCGGGGAGCUGACCGGGGAGGAAGCUGGUGACCAGGGCAGUGAGCAGGCAGCCUUGAGUGGGCAGUUGGAGGAGUUACCUCUGCCAGCACUAGCCACACACUGGGUACAUGGGCGCAUUAGUAACUUCACCUACCUGAUGGCACUGAACAGACUCACAGGCCGCAGAGCAGGUGAUCCUAACUACCACCCGGUCCUGCCCUGGGUGGUGGAUUUCACCGCCCCAUACGGAAAAUUCCGGGAUCUCCGCAAAUCCAAAUUCCGGCUCAACAAGGGAGACAAACAGCUGGAUUUUACCUACGAGAUGACCAAGGAAGCUUUCGUAGCUGGAGGUCAGACUGGAGAACAGCUUCACGUCCCUCACCACAUUUCCGACGUUCUCUCCGAUAUCACCUUCUAUGUUUACAAAGCUCGGAGGACCCCCCGCUCUGUGCUCUGUAGUCAUGUCCGAUCCCAGUGGGAAGCCAACGAGUAUCCUGCAAGCAUGGAACGGAUGCAGUCCUGGACCCCAGACGAAUGUAUCCCCGAGUUUUACACUGAUCCCACCAUCUUCCAGUCCAUCCACUCUGACAUGCCUGACCUGGAUAUUCCCACCUGGUGCAGCUCCAAUCAGGAGUUCAUCGAUAUCCACCGCAAGCUGCUGGAAUCGAAGGAGGUCUCUCUCAGUCUGCACCAUUGGAUUGACCUGACGUUUGGGUACAAACUGACCGGGAGGGAAGCAGUCAGAUCAAAGAAUGUCUGCCUGCACCUCGUGGAUGGUCACACCCACCUGACCAGCUACGGAGUUGUACAGCUGUUUGACCAGCCACACCCACCUAGAUUGUGCGGGGGCAGCUGUACCCCACCACAUCCCGUGCCCCCCAUCAGCCUGAAGGAGGCAGCAGACACCCAGCCCCUGGGUGCAGUGAAUGACCUGGUGGUGGAGACUGUGGGCUCGGAGGGGCAGGGACCUGGCGAUUGUCUGAAGGAGGAGGAUCUGGAGGAGGGGACGGAGGCACUGGAUUCCCUAUCUGGCCCAGGAAAGCCUUCAGAGGUCUCCCCUCCCGCCGCUGCCUGUAAUGUGACGAUGGUGGAUUGCCGAGCUCCCAGCAGCAGAGGGAACCGAGGCGCAGCUUCGCAGGAGCUCCUCGAGGCCAAGAUCCAACUCCCCGAGGGUUUCAAUCCUCUGCAGUCUCUGGAGGAACUCGAGAAACUCGACAACUUCCUGCUCCGUGGGUUGUACAGUGAGCUGCCGGAGGUUGUACUCCAGGAUCAGGAUCCUCAGCCCCCCUUCUCCCAGUUUGUCCAGAGGGACAUGCAGGCGUUUGGGAUCCUCAUCGCUGAAAUCUUCUUUGCUCAGCGGCUGCGAGCUCAGGCACUGGACGCUCCUCUGUGGGAUCGUUUCCUGGCUGUGCGGAAGCUGUGUGUCCACCACAUGAGAGAGAUCGCCCCUCCCCUCCAACACGCUGCCUCAACGUUACUGCAGCUUCACGAGAGCCUCGAGGAGUUAGUGAAGCCUCCGGGCCAGGCCGAUUGGAGCAGCCUGUUUGAAUAUCGAGCUGUCUGUGAGGGGUUACCACCCCCCAGCCCCGGCCAGCUGCUCAGCCCCUGCUGCCCCACCAUCCCCUUCCCUCAUUACUUCAGCCCUCUUCACCGGUUUGUCUGCACCUACUAUUCACACUGGGCAGAGGAUGGGGAUCAGGGCCGUGAUUUUGUCUUUGCUCUCUGGCAGCAAUUAGACCAACUUCUGGAGAAGAUGCAGCCAGAGGGCCUGGAGAUUCUCCUGCCCUUUGUCCUCGCACUCAUGUCCAAUGAUUUGACAGCAGUCUACACUGCCUGGUAUUUCUUUGAGCCCAUUUCCCGUGCUCUGGGACCUCGUAAUGCCACCCGGUACCUGCUGAAGCCCUUGUUGGGAGUCUAUGAGAAACCUGGCUACGUCUGUAGCCGUUUCUACCUGUACACAGAUUGUUUUGUUGUUCAACUGAUUGUACGCCUGGGCCUGCAGCCAUUCCUGAACAGCCUCCUGCCCCAUAUCCUCCAGGUUCUCACUGGGCAUGAGGGGCCUGAGGAAGGCCGGGUGCUGGAGGGAGCAGGGGAUGAUGAGGAAGGUGUGUCAGACAUGUCGGCAUCCUACUCCAACACCGACCUGAAGGCUACAGGACAGUGUGACUCUUCCAGUUUCAUCGACUUCUCCUCAGGCAUCAGCUUCAGUGAGCAGGCCGAGCUGACAGAGAACGAGGAAUUCCAGAAUGGGAUCUUCCUGAGUGACCGGGAACAGGAGUCCGUCAGCUUGGGGAAGCUGAGUGAUAAGAGCAGUAACAGUGACUCUUCGGCUGAGGACCGAGGAACUGACUGGGAUUCCAAGGAGAGACUGAGCCUCCGUUCCACGGACAGUCAUCAGGAGGUCAAACUGGCUGAGAGUCUCCUUGUACAGCCCGGGGGUGAGGGGGGGGAGGAGGGGGGGAUGGAGGAGGAGGACGACGUUGAGGGAGAUGGGGACGAUGAGGGGACAGCUCCUGAGGACACUGUCUUCUACUCUGUGCCUGAUCCUAAGGACAGGGCAUCCCUCCCGAAGGGGAAUGGUGUGGAUGAGGAGGAAGAGGAGCUGCUGAGCGAGGGGAAGGAGCAGAAGAUCCUGUUUGACACUGCCUGUAAGACGGUGAAGUGGUUGACUGCAAAGCUGGGACCCACCCUGAGCUCCAGGUACAUCGUUCGGAAUCUCCUGCGACUGUUUACAAGCUGCUACUUGGGUUCCGAGAAGCAUCAGUUUGUAUCUCUCGAUGACGACGCUGCUGACGUGGGGAAUGUCUGUGAGUGCCGGCUGGUGCUGGGGGAUCUAACAGCAAGGCCAGUCCUGGAAUGCCUGAUGUACGUGGCCCAGUUGUAUGGGGAGCCUGUACUAACAUACCAGUGCUUCACCUACGUCAUGUACCUGGUUGGCCCCGGUAACAGCUGGAGGUUGAACAGUCGGAAGGAGGCAGGGUUACUGUCUGGUGUGGUCCUGAUGCAGAAGAUCAUCGUUUAUCUGUCAGACACCACCUUAAUGGAUGUACUGCCCAAGAUUAACCAGGAGGUGCUUCUCCCAGUGCUGGAGGCACUGACAUCACCGUACACCAGUUUCCCAAGUGGAGCACAGGCUCGCUCAGUGCUCUGUGUGAAGACUCUCAGUCUGAUUGUCCUGGUAUGCUUGAGGAUUGGGCAGGAGAUGGUGACCCAGCACAUGAGUGAGAUUCUGUGUCGAUUCUUUGAAGGAUUCUCUGUUUCCACUGAUGUAGAGCAGGUGGGAGCGAGUGAGAGACUGAAGCCUGGAGGCCCUGGACACUUCGACAGCCAGGAUCGAGGCUGGGAUCCCACUGCACUCCAGGAGCUGCAGAAGGUGUUCAGUUUGGAGAUGGCUUAUUCUGCCUACGUCCCAUUCAACUGCUUGAUUGGUGAUGCGAUGAUUAAGAAAGUUGUGUGGAAUCACGAUCAUGUCUGGAAGCUGAUGACCCAGUACCAGGAGACAGUGAGCGUGCAGAGUCUGGAAUCAGCCAUCGUGCUGUCUCUGGGUGCCCAGCAUGGGAAAUCUGUCCCCUUCCAGGACCGGCCUCUGGCUGACGAUGGAGUAACGGGGACGUUUGGGAGCGUGACAGUGGGGAAUCGGAUUGAGAUCCCAGCAGACAGCGUUUCGGAGCCUUGUCUCUCGGCCCAGGUGAAGCAGUCCCCCACCCCUUUGGCGUUGGCUGGCUGCCAGCAGGGGGGUGCCUUGAAACAGGAGCUGCCCCGCAGUACCCGGAUGCUGUGUGGGAAUUGGCUGGCCUAUUGGCAGUAUGAGAUCGGGCUGAGUCAGUACGAUACCCACUUCCACUUCCAUCAGAUUCGGCUGCAGACCUUCGCUGGGCACACAGGUACCAUCAAAUCCCUGUCGAGCAUGAGUGGUGAGAACUUCUUUCUGAGUGCUGGCCGCGAUAGGACAGUGCGGCUCUGGCCUCUCUAUAACUACGGUGACGGCAUGAGAGAGAUGGAGCCCCGCUUUGUCUACUCUGAGCACAGGAAGUCUGUCUUCUACGCACACCAAGCCGAGGCACUGCAACAGGUGGUGAGCUGCGAUGGCACCAUCCACCUCUGGGACCAGUUCACAGGGAAGACCAUCCGUGUUUUUAAUGGGUUUGACACUCGAAAUCCGAUCACAGCAGCUACCCUAAUGCCAGCUCCUCAAAGCAGCGUCAUCACCAGCACCGCAGACUCUGUCCUCCACUUCUUUGACCUGAGGAAACCCGGGCUUCAGCAUGAGUUCAGGUUGAACACCAACGUGACGGCUGGGUUAAUCCGCUGCCUCGCAGUCAGUCCCACUGGGCGGUCAGUUGCAGUGGGAUUCUCCUCUGGAUACAUCUACCUGCUGGAUACUCGCACAGGGCUCCUCCUGAAGGUGUGGCAGGCCCAUGACAGUGACAUCCUUCAACUCAAGAGUGCAGAGGGCAAUGUUCUAGUCAGUUCAUCUACUGACCACUCCCUCACCAUCUGGAAAGAGUGUGACCAGAAACCAUUCCACCAUUACCGAUCACCCUCUGACCCCGUGCACACAUUCGAUCUCCAUGGUAAUGAGAUUGUAGCUGGCACUGUGGCCAAUCGCAUUGGGAUCUACUCGCUGCUGGACAGCUCACUUCCGAUCUCCAUGAACAAGCUGAGUUCCGAGAACUUCCGUGGGACACUGACCAGCCUCGGGAUCCUGCCCACCAAACGACUUCUCUUGCUGGGAUCUGAUAACGGGGUGAUCAGACUUCUGGCAUAGGCUGCUGGAGCCCACAGCAAAACGUGCUGUUUUCAUAUAGACUUGGUGCCCUGAGCUCUCCCUUCGGUCAUUAGCAACGAGGAAGUUUCACUCAUGUUCCAGUGACGAGCAGAGAGUUGCUUGAGUGAUGCCCCUCCCAGCUGAGCAGCCCCCAUCCCAGCACCGAGGGUUUUUUAAUGCACUGUACAAUGAAGCAGCCAAUUGGAGUUCACUUUCAAAAUGCACUGGAGAAGGGGCAGAGCCACACACAAAGCUUUGAAAAGUUUACAGUCGGGAAAGAUGGAGAUUCCAUUUGAACAGAACAGUUUCUGUCUGUCUGUUGCUUCAGGGUUUGGAGUUUGCUGGCCGGGGCCUAGCUGUUGUUACACACCUGACCCACGUCAACACUUGGUGCUUUGUGUGAGUGGGUUCUGUUCUCCCGAUGCUCAGGCAAGAGGCUCCAGUCUGUCUCGGGUGCUUCUCCUCUGACCCCACGCCGUCUCUGUAACCAUGUCUGCUAUCUGUCAGGAUGUGACUCCAGUCCACGGGCUCCGUGUCACUUUGUGGUGGGGGUUGGUGGCUCGGAACAAGCGGGAGAUGGUGACCCCUCCCCAUUUCUCUGUUUGGGGUCCUGUCACGUACCUAUCCCAUCCCUCUGCUGUGGGUCUGGGGUUGCUGUCCCCUUUCCCAACUGUUUCAGUGCUGCAACCAUAGUAGAUCUGGCUGACCUCGGCUACCCAAUGACCUUAGGGGCUUUAAAGCAAUGAACUUCUUGCCCCUCUGAUCCUGGGUUUUGGGGAGGCAAUAAGGGACAUGUGCCAAUGUGCAGUAAGGGCCUGUGUGAGCCUGCCUGAGGGAGUGGUCAGCCCCAUGGAUGUGGGGUCAUUUCCUGGACAGUGUGACUUCUGACUCAAAGGGGGCGUUGGUUAAGGGGCUGAUGAUUACUGAGGGGAAAAUGGUGAGUAUCGAAUGGAAAGUAACCUCAAAUAGCCAGGGGCAGGGGGAAUGUGUCACGAAUGGUGUUGACAUCUUUUAACGGCCUUAUUACAUUCUGUAUCAUAGUGUCUUCAGAAAAAAGGAGUUGUGUUUUUCUAUAGUUUGUAUCAGGUAUUAAUGAGACAUCUUGACUGUUAAAAUAACAAAUUGCUCACUGUGUGAGAGGGUUCUGUCUCCAUGGAAACCUGACACCCAUUUGUUCUGGGUGGGAGCAGGGUGCAC
Molecule: messenger RNA, 7977 nt
Organism: Stegostoma tigrinum
Lineage: Eukaryota; Metazoa; Chordata; Chondrichthyes; Orectolobiformes; Stegostomatidae
Gene: wdr81
Product: WD repeat domain 81
Exons: 10
Coding region: 1093-6780 (1895 amino acids)
Biological process (GO): aggrephagy
Cellular component (GO): mitochondrion
Molecular function (GO): phosphatidylinositol 3-kinase regulator activity; protein binding
Source: RefSeq, a predicted model, not a curated record